Pectinophora gossypiella (pink bollworm) is the source of this 933-nucleotide messenger RNA. Its product is annotated as troponin C, isoallergen Bla g 6.0101-like. The transcript is spliced from 6 exons. Gene Ontology annotation, molecular function: calcium ion binding; enzyme regulator activity. The record is from RefSeq and is a predicted model, not a curated record. Bases 88 to 549 code for a protein of 153 amino acids. NCBI's taxonomy places the organism in Eukaryota, Metazoa, Arthropoda, Insecta, Lepidoptera, Gelechiidae.
GACAUCUAGACCAAACUGAGACCUAAGAUUGUCAGUGACACUUUAGUACUUCGGUUAAGAUCUAGUGCUUAACAAAAAGAGACUGAGAUGGAGGAAUUAGACAAAACUCAAUUGCAACUUCUUAAGAAUGCAUUCGAUGCGUUCGAUCAUGAGAAGAAAGGUGUCAUUAGCACAGACAUGAUUGGCACUAUUCUAGAAAUGUUAGGAAGCUCAGUGGACGAAGGAACACUUAAAGAAAUUAUUGAAGAGGUAGACGAAGAUGGAUCGGGAGAGUUGGAAUUCGGAGAGUUUGUUCAAUUGGCUGCUAAAUUCUUGACAGAAGAGGAGGAAGACGACGAAGCCAUGGUAAAAGAGCUUAGAGAAGCUUUCCGGUUAUAUGACAAAGAAGGCAACGGCUACAUAACAACAGAUGUACUGAAGGAGAUCUUCAAGGAGUUGGACAAUACAAUUACCGCUGACGACCUGGACACUAUGAUUGAAGAGAUCGACUCUGACGGGUCCGGGACCGUGGACUUCGAUGAAUUCCUUGAAGUGAUGACUGGUGAAUAAUCAACUUCAAUCCUGACUUAUAGCUUAAUAUAUCUAUAUCUAGUUAACUUUAAGUACCUGUAGUAGAUAGCUAAUAUCUUGUUAUAUAAGUAAUAUUAUCUAAAACCUACUGGGAAACGACCAAACGUCAUUGUCAAAGUCUUCACCGCGAUUGAAUUCUAUUGAACAUGAUAUUUGAUGAUAAUCAUUCACCUAUACUUGUACCUAACGAAAGUAUUUUGCCUAUGGUUUAUGCCAUUAUCUAAGAUAAUAUGGCAAUUGAAUUAAACCUUUGAUCAUGAUGUUGAAAAGUUUACAUGCCUCUAAGAAUUGUUCCAUUUCAUUUUAUUUUAAGGUAUGACUAUCCCAACAAUUAUCUCGAUUGUAUGAAUUAAUAAACAAUUA